CACGGUGUCCUUGCCGCUCACUUCCGCUCCGACUGUGUGUAGUGAACUCGGAUUGUUUAUGCUCCUGAAUCUUCAUUUUGGCCUUAAGUAUCAGGUCCAAAUAUGAUGCACGGAACCAGGCCGAUGGGACAAACAUGAAGUUUUGAAUGACAGUUUUACUACAGUGCUCAGUAUGAACAGCGAAGAGGAGUUUUACGACGCCGAGACAGGGCUUGAGUCGGAUGACUCAUGUGAGCAGAGUUUUAAAGAUGCCCAAGUGUCCAAAAGUGCCUCUCAGGAGAAUGGACUGUGGCAACGCAGGAAAACAUUGCCUGCAGAAAUGGUCUCUAGAAACAACUUCAGUGUGUGGAAUAUCCUGAAGAAAUGCAUUGGGAUGGAGCUGUCCAAAAUUGCAAUGCCAGUGGUUUUUAAUGAGCCGCUGAGCUUUCUCCAGAGAAUCUCGGAGUACAUGGAGCACACUCACCUCAUCCACAAAGCCUGCAGCCUGUCAGAUUCCAUGGACCGCAUGCAGGUUGUAGCUGCUUUUGCCGUGUCCGCUGUAGCAUCUCAGUGGGAAAGGACUGGAAAACCAUUUAAUCCACUACUUGGGGAAACCUAUGAACUCAUAAGGGAAGAUGAGGGUUACCGGUUGAUCUCGGAGCAGGUGAGCCACCAUCCUCCGGUCAGUGCCUUCCACGCAGAGUCUCUGAAGCAGGAGUUUGUUUUUCAUGGCUCCAUUUACCCCAAGCUCAAGUUCUGGGGCAAAAGCAUCGAAGCCGAACCCAAAGGAACCAUGACACUGGAGCUGCUCAAACAUAAAGAAGCAUACACAUGGACGAACCCAAUGUGUUGUGUGCAUAAUGUGAUAUUAGGGAAACUGUGGAUAGAGCAAUAUGGAACCGUGGAGAUCCUCAACCAUAGCACUGGAGAUAAGUGUGUUUUGAACUUCAAAGCAUGCGGCAUGUUUGGAAAAGAGCUGCACAAAGUAGAAGGCUACAUUCAAGACAAAAGCAAAAAGAAGCUAAAGGUCAUAUAUGGGAAAUGGACAGAGUGCAUGUACAGUGCUGAUCCAAAAGUUUAUGAAACGCACAAAAAGUCUGAUAAGAAGACAAAACAGGAACAUAGCUGUGAAGAGGACUCAGACGAUGUUCCAGAGAUUCAGGAGACUGUAGCUGUGAUCCCAGGAAGUGCCUUACUGUGGAGGAUAACUCCCCGACCGCCUCACUCAGCACAGAUGUAUAACUUCACCAGCUUUGCCAUGACACUAAACGAGCUGGAGCCGGGCACAGAGAGACUCCUGCCUCCAACAGACUGCAGACUCAGGCCUGACAUCAGGGCCAUGGAGAACGGGGACAUAGACCGGGCAAGUUUAGAGAAAGAGCGACUGGAGGAAAAGCAGAGAGCAGCAAGGAAAGAACGCUCCAGAGAUGAGGAAGAGUGGUCAACACGGUGGUUUCAUCUGGGCACAAACCCUCACACUGAAGCAGAAGACUGGCUUUACACAGGUGGAUACUUCGACAGGAAUUACAGUGACUGCCCCGAUAUUUACUGACCUAGGAUCUGCUCUAGAGUGCCACCUAUCUUCUAUCACCAGUACUGUUUUGUGUUGAAUCAUGCUCUUAUGCGUGUGGCAACUCAUAGCUGACUGUCAAACACCCACAAGAGAGGUCGAACAAUAUUUUAGUUUACUUAAAAGAUUAAACCAUUUUACUGUGCCGUACUUACUAUGCUAAAAUAGUAUAAACACAAUUAUCAUAACUUUAUAAAGCCUUAAAAUGUGACUUAAAGGUACACUACGUAAUUUUUCUGAUGGUCAGUACACCACCUGCUUGACUUCAUAAAGACGUUAUUGCUUUGCAUGUCAUAUUCCAGUUUGGCAUUAAAUGUCAGUGAUCAGUCUAUUGUCCAUGGAAAAUGUAAAGGGAAUCCCACCAGUUUCAAGUCAAAUCUGUGAAGAGGUGACCCUGCUAACUGUAAGAAUGGCAGCAUGGUAUCCAAGAUAAUUUUGUAGGAAUAAGUGCUAGGCGAGUUUAAUGUAAUUGUGUGGAACAGUUGAGACAAAACAGAAACAUCUCCAUGGAGACAAGCAAGGCAAACUCUCCUCCAGAAAAACUGAAGAAGCAGCUUGGACGAGCUGUAAAAUGUUUUCAGCCUAAAGAAACGUUUGACCGGCUGACAAAUUGAAUUUCUCUUUUGCCAUGGAUUCUAGCUGGAUGACUGAGGGAUUCUACACUCUAGAAAAGUUACACAGUGUACCUUUAAAUGAGCUACUAGAGAUCAAACUUUCUAAACAUUGAUGUACUGUACCUCACUUUAAUAUCAGGGCUUAUUGAAAAACACUUGCUUCCAGUUUUAUAACCAAUUUAAAGAUUUAGUGUUUAAGAUAGCACUAUUUGUCCCUUGUACAGUGUAAGAAAUGAACUAGUUGUGUACACUUACAAUUGAAAAGCUGCUUAUGUGUGUAUGUUUGCUAGCAUAGUAAACAUACUGGACUUAUGGUACAUUUAUUUGUUGUUUGCUGAAGUGUAGAGGUCUAUAGUAUGAGAUUCCUAAUAAUUGAGAAGACUAGAGUGGCCCUACUGGUCUCUUAUCACAAGAUAGAUAAUAGAUGGGUAUAACAACUAUAAGCAAACAUUUCCUGGGUUAAAUUACAGAGCAAGAUUGGGAUUUUGUCCUUGUGUUUGGGUAGGUUCUGAGUGGUUUCUGAAUGGUCCUAUUUUUCUCAUUAAUCUAAAAAAAAAAAACAAAGCUGAUAAUUGAACGUCAAAAACUUAAAUGGCAAAUGUGCAAAAUGUCCAUAGAAAUGCAUUAGCAAAAACAUUAUAAAAAGGUAAACACAAAAGUCAUGUAAUAACCAAUCAACAGCUGGGACACAACUCGUAAAUACAGCUAUUACAUUAUAUUGUCAAAAUCCCUCUGAAUAAAUGCUAAGUUUAGUAUUUAGCAUUUUAAUGUCUCCACUGGGUUAUGAUUAGGGAAAAUAACAAUUCUAUGGGGUCUGAUGAUACACUCAUAAUCUCUGUUGACUAUAUGGUAUUAUCUUGAGAAAUAUUUAAAAGUUUUAUAUGAAAUUUUGUACCUGACCAUUAGUGACUAAACCUGGUAUAUUCACAAAAAAUACCUAUAUUUUCCCCCUUGCCUAUAUUAAACAUUAUUGGUCUAUAGAGUGGUCUGACAUCUGAAACAGAGCAAAACAGCCCAUGGGUUUCAGAGGAGUAAAAAAAUUACCACCGUUGCCAUAGCAAUUAACACUUCAAAAUAAUAUCUUUUGAUAUGUGAAAAGUGCUUAAAAUGGUGCUUAUAAAGAGGGAAUUGAAAUCCAGCUUGAUAGUACAACCCAAGCUAAUGAUCUGGAGAUGGGUCCCCAGGUGCUGCACUGUGAUUGCCAAUUGAUCCUCGGGUUGCCCCAGCAGAAUUAAAAAAAUGGGUGAAAUGCAGAGAAAAUUUUUUCUGCAGUAACUUGUACCUUAAACUUUAGUAAGAGUGAAAUAGUGCAUAAGUACCUAAGUGAAUGCCACUCUAGUCUCUACGGAAACCUUUAAAGAAUACUAUUAUCAAGUUUAAGCCAUAAAAUCGUUCUGCACUGUGAAAGUAAUUGUAAAUACACUUUUCACACAAAGGGACAUUAGCUGCUAAACAUAUGAACAACUAUUUUCAAUUCUUUUCAUCCCUGUCUACUUACAUUGACUCAUACCUGCAUAUUUUUUGUUGCCAGAGCCUAAGAUUUUUUACACUAAUUUGAUGCUGAGCAAUACAAAAGGUGCUCAAUAUGCUUUGAAAUUCUCCCUAGGUGUUGGCUCAAAAUACAAUUGAUACUUUUGUGUGCCUCCAAUAUGGGCUUCCUAUUGAAUUUUCAUCAACAAUAUUGUCUGUUUGUGGCAGGUGUUUCACUGCUUUCAAGGAACAUGAACAUUGUCUUUUCUAGGUUGAAUAAUGGCACUUACCUUCUGAAGCUACUGUGGAAAAAAUAUUUUGAAUAUGUUGAACUUUGUGCCAGUUUUUGUUUCAUGUGGAUAUGCCCAGUGCAAACCAAGUCAACAAAUGUGCAAUAUAUCAGAUAAACAGCAAUUGCCCUUUAGCUUCAUUUUAAACUAUAUUGAUUCUGCAAUGCUAUGUUGUUACCUGAGUGCAGCCAAUUAUGGAUUUUUAUCAAUUCAAUUUAUCCUGAAAUAGUUACUCAAAGUUUGCCAUAGACCUUUCAAACUGCCAAUAUUCCAGGUCCUGGGAAGCCUAUGCACAAACUGCACAGUGAAAAUCAGCCCUCAGCCUCUUCUGAAUAAACUCCACUCAAAGCACCUUGAGACAACUGUAGCCACUCAAAGCUGCUCAAGGUCAUUUGUACAGCAGCAUCUGUUAAAAUGUUUACAUCUUUAUUGUUACCCACUCCUCUAUAGACAAGCAGACAUAUUUAAUAAAUUAUAAACUAUUAUAACCUUA
Boleophthalmus pectinirostris (great blue-spotted mudskipper) is the source of this 4416-nucleotide messenger RNA. Its product is annotated as oxysterol-binding protein-related protein 2-like. The record is from RefSeq and is a predicted model, not a curated record. NCBI's taxonomy places the organism in Eukaryota, Metazoa, Chordata, Actinopteri, Gobiiformes, Gobiidae. The transcript has 14 exons. Gene Ontology annotation, cellular component: intracellular membrane-bounded organelle; membrane; cytosol. Gene Ontology annotation, molecular function: cholesterol binding. Bases 173 to 1531 code for a protein of 452 amino acids.